AGAGGAUGCCAAGGAGAACAUUCUGGACAACUGAGAAUCACAAGCUGCAUUAAAAAGGAACAUAAAUCAAGUCAGCAAUGUAAAUAUUUUCCACUUCCUCCAGAAAAACACAAAACUCUUCUCUUUCUACAGCAGGUGACAGACAAGGGAGAGAAAAACAGGAAGAGAGUUUUAAGCUGGAAAAAAUUGAGUAUAUGGAAGUCACGGAAACAUUACAUGAAAACGUCAAGGGGGAUAAUUUCCAAAUUCAGAAAAAAGAAGGAAAUAUCUGGAAGUCAGUGAAGAAGCAGUCAGGUGCAUAGCCACGUACGGCAGAGAGUAAUGCAAACCUCAACCUGUGAGGAAGGAAACAUUAACUUGAAUCAAACCACCAUCCAACAAGGGAUCAGAAAUAUUUUUGACCUCCUUGAGAAUCCAAGAUUAUCAGCAGUGGAAAAGCUUGACAGAUGUGUAUAUUGUGGGAAAAGCACAGAUUGCAGAUCACAGCUGAGUAUUCAUGAUAGAAUCCACACCGGAGAAAAGCCGUACAAAUGCUCAGAGUGUGGGAAGGUCUUCCGCUAUAGCUCCCAACUUUUUAUGCAUAAAAAGACCCACACUGGAGAGAAGCCCUACCAGUGCUCUCAAUGUGGCAAAAGCUUUAGGAGGCAUGCCACCCUCGUGAUACACAAGAGGACUCACACUGGGGAGAAACCGUAUGAGUGUCCAGAUUGUGGGAAAAGUUUCACUCACAACUCCAACCUGGUGAUACACCAAAGGACUCACAUACAAGAGAAACCAUAUGAGUGUCCAGAUUGUGGGAAAAGUUUUAGUCGGAAUUCCGAUCUGCUGAUACAUCAGAGGACUCACACAGGAGAGAAACCGUACGAGUGUCAGGAUUGUGGGAAAAGUUUCAGGCAGAAUUCCCACCUAGUGAUACACCAGAGGAUUCACACAGUAGAGAAACCAUAUGAAUGUCCAGAUUGUGGGAAAACUUUUAUUCGGAAUUCUGACCUGAUCAUACACCAGAGGACUCACACAGGAGAGAAACCAUAUGAGUGCCAGGAUUGUGGGAAAAGUUUCAUUCGGAAUUCUGUCCUGGUGAUACACCAGAGGACUCACACAGUUGUAAAACCAUUCAAGUGUCUGGGCUGUGGGAAAAGUUUCAUUCGGAAUUCCGACCUCGUGGUACACCAGAGGACUCACACAGGAGAGAAACCAUAUGAGUGUCUGGAUUGUGGGAAAAGUUUCAUUCGGAAUUCCAACCUGGUGAUACACCAGAGGAUACACACAGGGGAGAAACCGUAUGAGUGUGUGGAUUGUGGAAAAAGUUUCAGUCGGAAUUCCGACCUGGUGAUACACCAGAGGACGCAUACCGGGGAGAAGCCAUAUGAGUGUCUGUAUUGUGGGAAAAGUUUCAGUCAGAAUUCCUACCUGGUGUUACACCAGAGGACUCACACUGGAGAGAAACCGUAUGAAUGUCUAGAUUGUGGGAAAAGUUUCAGUUGGAAGUUCUGCCUGGUGAAACACCAAAGGACUCACACCGGAGAGAAACCGUAUGAGUGUCCAGUUUGUGGGAAAAGUUUCAGUCAGAAUUCCUACCUGGUGAUACACCAGAGGACUCACACUGGAGAGAAACCGUAUGAGUGUCCAGUUUGUGGGAAAAGUUUCAGUCAGAAUUCCUACCUGGUGAAACACCAAAGGACUCACACUGGAGAGAAACCAUAUGAGUGUCUGGUUUGUGGGAAACGUUUCAGGCAGAAUUCUAACCUGGUGAGACAUCACAGGACUCACAUAGGAGAGAGACCGUAUGAGUGUCCGGUUUGUGGGAAAAGUUUCAGUCAGAAUUCCUACCUGGUGUUACACCAGAGGACUCACACUGGAGAGAAACCGUAUGAGUGUCCAGUUUGUGGGAAAAGUUUCAGUCAGAAUUCCUACCUGGUGUUACACCAGAGGACUCACACUGGAGAGAAACCGUAUGAAUGUCUAGAUUGUGGGAAAAGUUUCAGUUGGAAGUCCUGCCUGGUGAUACACCAAAGGACUCACACCGGAGAGAAACCGUAUGAGUGUCCAGAUUGUGGAAAAGGUUUCACUAAUAGGUCUAGCCUUAUAAAUCAUGUAGGUUUACACACAGGAGAGAAACCAUUCAAAUGCCCAGACUGCGGACGCUGCUUCACGCAAUAUUCCUCCCUUACCGCACAUAAGAAAAUCCACAUGAAGCAGAAGAUGAUGUGUGUAGAAAACUCUUGAAUUUCAUUACUGAUCUCCCAUUGGAUGUGAAGCUGAGAAAUUAACUAUUUAAUUUCUGGCCUGAUUCUUUUUAGUAAAACGUAUCUCAGUAUCAGACAUGAGGGAGGAGAGAAAAAAUAGAAAAUGUUAAUUUGAUGGAUAAGUAUACGCAUCUGGUUGUCAGCAGAGGCUAACUGGAUACUUACUUUUGCAGAAAUGAUGCAGUUACUUCAAAAAGGCUUUUGGGGAGUGUUUUUUGCAUAUUGAUAAUCAUAGAUCUUAGAAAUGCAACAUGCAGAGUUUCAGCCUUUUUCAACCUGGGUGUCCUCCAGAUUUUGAGCCCCAGAACUCCCCAGCCAGCAUAACCUUUGUGGAAAAUAUCUGGGAGUCAUAGCGAAUGUUUCUGGGAGGCUCCAAUAAGUUGCUGCAGGUCCUUAAACAUACAUUAAAGAAAAGAUAGAAGCACUUUUGCUUCAGUUAGAGAUUGUGGUUCCUCAAAUAUGAAGAAAGUGAUAUGAGAGGACAGGUAAAGAGGGUUCA
Python bivittatus (Burmese python) is the source of this 2745-nucleotide messenger RNA. NCBI's taxonomy places the organism in Eukaryota, Metazoa, Chordata, Lepidosauria, Squamata, Pythonidae. The record is from RefSeq and is a predicted model, not a curated record.